AUGGCAAAACAACUAAUGGCACAGACGUUUGAAUUCGUCACCUUUGAAGAUGCGCAUCGGGCCCGUAGCUAUGCUAUGCGGCAGUCAUGGCGCAAGAGGAAGCAAAAGAUCCUUCAACACCAAGAAGGGGAAGAAAAGAGCAGGAAAAAUUGUCAUGGACAAAAGUCGAAGCAAAAGCCGAGACAAAGAGCUCUGGUCGCUAAAGCAUCUCCUAAACACGAGUCGAUGGACUUGGAUGACGGCUCCACGGCCUCGACAGUGAAGGAUGUUGAUUCCAUGGACAUUGAGGCGACAGAACUUAAUAGCUCAAGCGAAGAGUCCGAGGUACUCAAUAUUAAUGAUAACGCAAUAUGCAUCCCCUACGAUUACGACCAAUUACUUGACUUGUCCGACCAAGACAUGCAAGAUCUCGAUGCCUUCUGGCAAGACGACCUAAUGAACAAAUAUUACAACGAAAUUAUAUCUGAAGAAGCUCCCAUACUGGCUAUGGAUUACAUACUAUCGCCACUCGCUAUAGAUCCUUUCGACACGUUUCCAAUCCGUCUGACAACCAGACACCACGAACUGCUUCACCACUGGCUAACAUCCCACGCCGCCAUGAUGUUCGACACGGAUACCCCCUCAUCACUUAACCUCAACUUUAACCCGAUGCGUGACGUCUGGUUUCCGUUGGAUUUAUCAAACGCAGCAUCCUUUUAUGGUAUGAUGGCGCAUGCGGCGGCCCAUCUAGCUUAUCUUCACGGCCAAAAAGAUGCUGUCGAAGUCCUCAAAUACAAAUCCGAGGCUGUCUCAUUGAUUAAUCACUGGAUGCAGGAUGAGAAGACGGCGUUGGGUGAUGCAACAUUUGCGGCUGUUGUGAGGUUACUUAGUUUUGAGAGGUAUUGGGGUACGGAGGCAGUCUGGCGCAUUCAUCGCGAUGGACUGGAUAGAAUGAUUCAAGCGCGGGGGGGAUUAGCAUCGCUGAAGCAGAAUUGGCGAUUAGGGCUGGUACUACAGUUAAUAUCAUUAAUGUCGAAACCAUCGUGGUUCUAUCCCUCCAACAACAUAUCCGAAAUAUCAGACUCCUUCAGCUAUCUUCGCAUCUCAGGACAAAGCACCCCUCUGCUCGAGCCUACUACCACCGCAGGCAUCCGCAUUCACAGCCACAGCAACUCCAAGAACUCCGAAAUCUCAAAACUCCGCUCCUUGUGGCUCAUUUCUUUUGUUCAAGACAUGCGAAGUCUAAUGGCUAAUUCGAGCAAUCUCCAAUCCGUGGGUUUACGACAUUACCACUCCAUCUACGAAGCCAUCACAAUCUUGCGGAGCUCGUUUCUGGAUAGUAUGCGGAAUGGAGACCAUGCGUUGGCGAAUGUCUAUGAACAUGAUCGUAUUGCAUGUUUGUUCUAUAUUGGCAUUAUGAUUCAGGAAUGCGUUUCGUCAAAGUACCAUAAUACGAUUGCCACCACUGCGACAAGCGCCACCGACAACAACAACAACACCGUCCCAAUUUCUCCUUCCAGUCUACCAAUGUGUACCGUCGGCGUUGAAGUAGACGAAAAAUCAUACGACCGCCUUGCAACCCUCGAUAAAGCAAUGCAUGACCACAAAUCGAUCUGGAUGGCGUCAAUCCCGCAACUGGAAGGGUUUCUGUUGAAUCAUUUCAUGAACCAUUUGGGGAAUGUAAAUAGGGCAGAGUAUGUGCUGCAUAUGACCGAGGUGUUGACAUCCUUGAGUCGGGAGGCCAGGAAUGGUGUUGAAAGGUGUUUGUUGGCUAUGUUUGGGGGGAGGUUUGACAAUAUUGGGGCGGUGGGCAGUACCGGGACUGUUACUGAAGUUGAUAGGGAGUGGACGGUUGAUGAGUUAUUGAUGUCUAUUCAUGGUGGUUGA
This is a messenger RNA of Talaromyces marneffei, 1866 nucleotides long. RefSeq lists its product as uncharacterized. Bases 1 to 1866 code for a protein of 621 amino acids. NCBI's taxonomy places the organism in Eukaryota, Fungi, Ascomycota, Eurotiomycetes, Eurotiales, Trichocomaceae. The record is from RefSeq and is a predicted model, not a curated record. The transcript is spliced from 4 exons.